AUGGAUCAAAUUCAAACGGCGGCCACUUUGCCUCAUAUUGUUCAAGUUUACCAGCCCUCUGUGUCGAUUCAUCCAUCGCUUCAAACGCCACAAGGGAAGGUUACGUACCAGCAGACGAUAACAUCUGAAACUUUGCACAUACCGGUGUCGUCGCAUGUGCAACAUGAAAUCACAAGCCAGCAGAUUCUAUCACAAAAUCAAACGUUGAUGCCCUGCCAACAAAUCCACCUGCAGAAUAUGCAGCAAAUCCAGCCGCAGAUACUGCAGAACGAUAUGAGCUCGAUGCAAAUAACUUCGCACGUUAUACUGCCGCAAGUGCCAGUUUUUAAGCAGCAUGUUAUAACACAUAGUGACCAGCAAACAUACUAUGGGCACUAUGGGGCAUAUCUGAAGGAUGAGCACUGCAUCAUUACUAAAGUUGAACCUGGUGUCCAGCUAAUAACUGAGAAACAUGUAGAAUGUAAAACAGACAGUAGCCAGCAUCCAGACAAAGAUAUAACACCUAAAAAUAAAAGAGCCCGCAGCCAAGUACCAAACCCUAACAAAUGGGCAUGCAAUGUACGAAAAAUUAAGCAUCAGAAAGGUGAAGCAUACAUAAGUCGACGGGGAAACCUGAUGGUCGAGGCUUAUCCGAAGCAAGUGCACAUUCUUUGCCUUCAGAAAUUAAAGACAGAG
Messenger RNA from Iphiclides podalirius (scarce swallowtail), 675 nucleotides. NCBI's taxonomy places the organism in Eukaryota, Metazoa, Arthropoda, Insecta, Lepidoptera, Papilionidae. The record is from the annotation of a GenBank genome assembly.